UAUUGCUGUAAUUUCACAUGGUUGGAGGACUUUCGGUAUAUUCAAAAGAAUAUUAAUUGAAAAAGAAAAAUUUUUUCGUUUAGAAAGCUGAUUAAGGCCUAAAAGUUUUGAACGCUCACUGUUAAAUUUUUUACUGUGAAUCAAGAAAGAACAGUACCGUCGGUGGGAACUCCUGAAGCCAUUAGAAAUGCGGACUUUAUCAUGUCAGUCUUGCCGGCGUAGAAAGAUUAAAUGCGACAGAAAAUCACCUUGUACAAACUGCAUUCACUUAGGUGAGCAGUGUAUCCAUAAAGAUUUGGAUAAUAGGAAAAAACGGCACCCUCAUAGCUAUGUUCAGGCCCUUGAAAGUCAGCUAGCUACAUUAGAGUCAUUUCUUAUGAAGCUUAAAGAUUCUCCUACGAAUGAAAGACUUAAGAUGUUGGAAUCAGUCACGUUUGCGGAUCAUCUCAGUUUCAAUGGGUGCGGUAGUAAUGCUUCUAAUAUGCAAAAGGAUGAUUCUAUAGAUUUCCCCAUUUCAUUGGACAUUCGAGGCCCAAAUACUAUAACCUUUUAUGGACCAACGAAUGUGUAUGGCUCCUCAUUACGCCCAUCUUCUGUUGAUACACCUUUCCAGGUCAAACAACAUCCUAUGUUUUCACCCGCUAUCACCUAUUGCUUAAAGCUAUUCUUCAAAUGGCAGUAUACACAGUUCAUGUAUAUUAAUAGAGAAGCUUUUCUCUUAGAUUAUUAUCAUCAUUAUCAUGAUGGUAGAUACUGUUCAGAACAUUUAUUAUAUGCAAUGUGUGCAUUGGGAAGUCGAAUGGCGCCCGAACCAGAAGUCGUUAACUCGUCUGAUAAAUACUACAAGUUAUCCUGGGAUGCUUUGAUGGAAUAUGGUUUAGGAAGGCCUCAUAUUACUUCAGUCCAAUGUCUGCUAUGUCUAGGAUUCUAUGAUAUUGGUAUGGGAAACAAUUCUUUGGGGUGGUUGUUGUCAGGCUUAGCUUUUCGAAUGGGACAGGAUUUAGGAUUUCAAUUAGACCCAAGGAAAUGGUUUAUGAAUGAAAUUCCUGUUAUCUCUGCUGAGGACGCAGCUGUAAGAAGCAGAAUCUAUUGGGGCAGCUAUGUCGCAGAUGUUUUUAUUAGUUUUAUCUUGGGAAGACCAACUACAUUGAAGAAGUCAGAUACGAGUAUUCCUGGGUCUGUUAAUUUACCCGACUUUGAUGGUAUUGAUGAGUUUAAGUGUGACUUGGGACCAGCUGCCAAACCAGCAACUCUUUUCGUUAUGCUUCUUUUGUUGGUGGAUUUAAGCCAUAUCGCUGAUGCUAUCUUAUUUGAUGUUUUCUCUCCGAGCAAUUUACCCUAUGGCGUCAAUGCCAGACUUCAAAAUUUAGGAAAGUAUAAUUUGGAACUUAUGAAAUGGUAUCUAAAACUUCCAGAUGAUGUUCGCUGGAAAAAGAGUGAUCUGAAAAGUCAUGGGCAAAAUCCGGAUAUGCUUGCAAUAUGUCUUUACUAUUAUCUUAUUCGGAUUUGCCUAAAUCGUCCAUUUUUAGCAAGGAAAGAAGUUACCUCUAACGAUAUGACUUCGAAAGUGAUUUGUAUGGAUUCUAUUGAAGAUAUUAGUCAGCUCCUUAAAGCUUACCGAGAUGCUUUCGGGUUUGAGUCGGCUUCUUUGUUUAUGGUGUAUGCGUCGAUAGUAAGCUGUAGCGUACUUAUUAUGUUGAGACAUACUUCUGUAAUAUCUGAACGCUUAGACAUUGAAGAAAAAUUGAAAUUUUUCGUGAUGGUUUUAAACAAAUCAUCAAAGUCUUGGAAAUUAGCUGCCAAAUCCCUUACAUUGAUUGAAACCAGUUUAAAGGACGAGGAAAUCUCUACGCCUAAUCAGAGUUUUGCACUUACCAAUUUGAACUCAAGAAUUGUUCCGGAAGAAAUUCCCAUAUUCAACUACCUUGAUGAGACAAUUAAGAAUGAGUUUUUUGAUAGCCAGUUAAGUUCGGCUAACAAUUUUGAAGAAUACCGAUCUUUUUUUGGAGGACCUCCAGUUUUUAUGACAUCUGCAUCUCAUAAUGAUCUAUGGAAGGAUACAAACGUUCCCUUCUAAAUUUGAAUAACUACAUAAUGAUGGCGUCCACCAGGGAAGCCACUGUGCCUACUUUUUAUAACUUCAAAAGUCACGAUAUCUUUAAAUUAACUUGGCAAGGGGUUAAUUUAAUUACAUUUGUACGAUUAAUAAACUUUUUGGAUAAAGUUUUGUUUUCUAGCAUACGAGCAAUAUACUUAUUUGGUUCUGGAAGUGUUCAUCUUUGUUUGACCGAGUCUUCCCUCGUCCCUUUAAGUACGUUUUAUUUAUUCCUUUUCUAGUUUUAAAUCAUAACUCAACUUUGUUGAUGCAAGCAAUAUGGAUUUGCAUCGAAUCAAUAAAAAAAAGCUGAUUAUAAAAAUUUGAAUGAUACUUCGCAUCAAUAACCAGUAUACGGUUCCAUAGGAAAUACAUAAAGAAUUUAGAUUAUCUUUGGUUGUAUGAAG
Schizosaccharomyces cryophilus OY26 is the source of this 2502-nucleotide messenger RNA. RefSeq names its product transcription factor. NCBI's taxonomy places the organism in Eukaryota, Fungi, Ascomycota, Schizosaccharomycetes, Schizosaccharomycetales, Schizosaccharomycetaceae. The coding region runs from base 188 to 2077 and encodes 629 amino acids. Gene Ontology annotation, biological process: DNA-templated transcription; regulation of DNA-templated transcription. The record is from RefSeq and is a predicted model, not a curated record. The transcript has 3 exons. Gene Ontology annotation, molecular function: DNA-binding transcription factor activity, RNA polymerase II-specific; zinc ion binding; DNA binding.